GACGAAAAGCUCAGUCGCUCGCGGACUGCGCUCCAGUGUGGUACUUGGUUCUCAUGCGAGUCCGCUUCUCGCCGACAUGCCAACACUGUCGCUAUCAUUCGCGAUCGUUCGUACAUUUCACGCCCUCGUUGUCCUGUGCUGAGAUGCGCCGAUGGGACCAGUGAUCAUGCAUCUCGAGGUUCGACCGCAGUUUCGCAAAAUCGCUGAUCGUUCAACGAUGCUGACGAUCGGAUUGACGAUGAUGUUUGCCAUCAUCGUCGUCGCCGAUCCUUUCCUCGACGCAGCGCAAGAAAUGUCCUGCUGUUCUUUGGCUGCCGGAUCUUGUCGCAAUGUCUGCUCCAAGAUCUCUCUUGUGGUGUUGGGAGCAGAGGCAGAAGCAAGAGAGAACGCGACGAGACGGUUGCUGGAGUUUUGUUCCCUAGAGCUGACGGAAUUUUGGGGCUGCGUCAACUCGACUUUGAACGAGGUGAAGAGACACGAAAAUUGGACUGGAAGGGGUUGUUGUUACCUGGUACAGAAUCCAAUAUGCCGAUCCACGUGCGCUCUCUCAGGCUCUAGAAGAGAUCUGAACGAAUCCUGUCGGCCAAGUGACGAGCCUGAAUUUUACUCUUGCUUGGAAAGGCGAGAAGAAGCCGAGCACUGUUGCAGCAACGUAUCUAACGAUACCUGUAGAGCAAUUUGCCAAGAUUUGUUCUAUAAACCCGGGAAGAUUUCAAAUCUGAAGUUAUAUAGUAGCAAGGGGUGCUUCCAUCAAGUUCCAAAGUGUCUAAAAAGCGUGGCUGAAGUGAAGCACGCUGAAGACCCGAAACAACAUUUGCACUGUUGCAACGUGGCUACGACCCCAGCCUGUUUAGAAACGUGCAAGAAAAUCCUGCAUACGGCAACUACCGAUCAAGAGAUCAUGGAUGCGCUGACAGAGAAAUGCAGACCAGUAUUGCCUCAAUCGCCGUUCUGGAGCUGCUUGUUGAAGUCUGGCUCGUCAAAGCCAGCACGGUUACCUCUAGAUGCGGGCAAGUUGUCGUGCUGCACCAAAGCGACCAAGCCAUCGUGUCAAAAUCUGUGUUGGAGAGCGUUCCAAGCAGACUGGGAGUCCGCGUGGCUUCAGCUCGACGCAGAGUGCUUGUCGUCGAGCUUAGAAGGCGAACUUAGGAGGUGUCUCGAGGAUACCGACGAUCCAUGCGAAAUGGGUUGCUCUGGACUGUCCUAUUGCACUCGAUUCAACGACAGGUCAACGACACUUUUCAGAAGUUGUUCGGCCGCAGCUGACGAGGCAGCUAAAUUAGAAGCUGAUCACUGGUCCAGAGGUGGGAUCGUUCGAGGAUUAGGUGUGCCUGUUCGAGCUGCUGCUUCCUGUCCACCGGAAACGCUACGGGCAGCCGCAUGUCUAUUGCAAUUGAGACCCUGCGAAACAAAGAUCCACGAGACGAGACUCUGUCGAGAGGAUUGCUUAGAAUUGAUGGCCAGUUGCGUAGACUGGUCAGCCAUUACUGGUCCCCAUACAGCAGCCACGUUAUGUGCGAAACUCUCACCAGCUAGAUCCGACGCCUCCUGCGUGUCUCUAAGACCGUUUCUAGAAGAUCCUCAGGAUAACGAGUCCGUGAUUCAUCUCGAGGAAGACAUUAUGACCCCUUGCAAAAGUAAUCCUUGCGCCCAGGGCGAAAUCUGUCAGCUGAUUCAUUUUGGCAGCCAAUUGUACCGCUGUGUACCGGCUUGUUCUCUUGGAGAGAUGUCGAAACAACUAGUACCCGUAGGAUCUUGGGUACAGAUACCAAGAUACGACCAACAGGGUUGUCUCAGAAUCUGCCAGUGCACGCUGCACGGUUUGGAGAAGUGCCGAACGUUAAACUGCUAUAAAUUCAACUCCUGCUGGGUACACGAUCGGUUCAUUGCUCAUAAAGCCAACUUCUAUCUGGAAUGUAAUCCCUGUCACUGUUUCGAGGGCGAGUUCACGUGUUCCAAAAAGAACUGCGGAGAGAUCCGAGCUCCCUCCCUUCCCUGCGACUGUCCGGCUCAUUACGUUCCUGUCUGUGGAAGAUUAGGCUUCACUUUUGCGUCUGGUUGUCUGGCAAAGUGCGCGGAGAUGUCGGCGAACGAAGUGGAAUUCGGUAGCUGUUCCUCUCGAAACGCCUGCGCAUCCAAUCCCUGCGACAGCACAGAAAAGUGCGUUCCAAGAACCAGAAUAUGCUUGUCCAGGCUUCAUAAAUCUUGUCGCCAGUACGAAUGCAUUCCCCUCGAUUGCGAUCCUCGAGAUGAAGCGAACGGUCCAGUUUGUGACAAAGAGAACCGCCAAUAUCGAUCGGUGUGCGCUAUGAUUCGUGCUGGAGCCAGUUUGGCCUAUAGAGGACAUUGUCUGGAAGGAUGUAGCUUACGUGGUCCUGUUUGCGGCAUCAAUGGAGAGGUUUACGCGAACGAAUGCGCGGCGUGGGCAGAAAGGACGGUGGUGGAUUACUUUGGUCCUUGCGUAGCUGUUGGAUUGAUAGGUGAUGAAGCUAAGCCUCGUUGCGGUGAUCUAGUACAGUGUCCUCGAUUAAUCGAGCCCUACUGCGUCGGAGUCACACCACCUGGUGCUUGUUGUCCUGUGUGCGGUGGAGCGGCUAAACUAUUUUAUUCCAAAAAACAGCUGGACAGGAUAUACUACACGAUGGAUGAGGACGUGGACAAAGAUUCGGUUACGCUCGAGGUCCUUUUAUCAGCUCUAGCACGACAGAUCCAAGUGGCACAGUGUGUUCUUCGAGGCAUGAUGACACCGGACCUUGACAUAUUCAUUCUAGUACAGCCUACGUCGAAAAGGCCUUCAACUUUACAACUACGAGCUUGCGUGGCCGAGAUUGAGAAAUUAGUUACCAGAAUUUCGGAGAGAAGUCCUAGGAUCACGACCGAAGUACUCUUAGGCGCGCUCACCAGAGCGGAAAUUGCUCACAGUUACAUAUCAAGUGCCAUGACCAUUGGAGGAUCCGCUACGCAGGUCUUUCUUGGAAUUCUCGUAUAUAUUAUAAUUUCGUGAAAAUCGAAAUAGACACAGCGGCUACUUUUUUACUCGCAUUUUUCAAAGGUGCUAAAACAUUUGUUUUACCUAAUGGCUUUACCGUAUUUUCGCGGUAUCGUCAAGUUCAUGACUGUGAUUCUUCUAGUGCCUAACGUAAUAUAUAAAAAAUUAGAGUGUAUUUUUCAUCUUUUUAAUAUUGCCAAAGAAAAGGGAGUACGUGAAACAUGUACAAAAGCACAUAAUUAUCCAAAUAAGAAAAUAUCGCAAAACAAUUGUUAAAGGAUGAUUAUGUUGCUCAUUGUAAGAUGUAAAUAAAGUUAAAGUCCUAACUUAAGUUACCAAAAAUUAAAUCCUUCGCAGAUACAAUAAUCGAUAGAAAACCCAAGUCUGUCAAGCGGUCCAAAUUUCAUGUCGCAUCAUACGUUUUUCAAUUGAUUUCUUAAGCCGAGAAAUUUGUACCGCUCGCAGAUACCUCGAUCGUUACUCUCGUUAACUGUUAAGCAAGUUUUGCACAUUAUUGUACUGUUAAAUACAAAAUGUUUUGUAUAGACACUUGUAAGUUUAAUAAAUUUCUAAGUUUA
Messenger RNA from Frieseomelitta varia, 3567 nucleotides. It is a transcript of the gene Reck, whose product is annotated as reversion-inducing cysteine-rich protein with Kazal motifs. Gene Ontology annotation, cellular component: plasma membrane. The transcript is spliced from 8 exons. Gene Ontology annotation, biological process: extracellular matrix organization. Gene Ontology annotation, molecular function: protein binding; metalloendopeptidase inhibitor activity. NCBI's taxonomy places the organism in Eukaryota, Metazoa, Arthropoda, Insecta, Hymenoptera, Apidae. The record is from RefSeq and is a predicted model, not a curated record. Bases 152 to 3004 code for a protein of 950 amino acids.